Molecule: messenger RNA, 1330 nt
Organism: Octopus sinensis (East Asian common octopus)
Lineage: Eukaryota; Metazoa; Mollusca; Cephalopoda; Octopoda; Octopodidae
Product: mitochondrial import inner membrane translocase subunit Tim17-B
Exons: 7
Coding region: 103-603 (166 amino acids)
Biological process (GO): protein import into mitochondrial matrix
Cellular component (GO): mitochondrial inner membrane; TIM23 mitochondrial import inner membrane translocase complex
Molecular function (GO): transmembrane protein transporter activity
Source: RefSeq, a predicted model, not a curated record
UUACCAUAAAUUAUAAAUUACUUAAAACGUUUCGUUUCACUAAAAGUCGUUCGUUCCAGCAAAUAAAGCCAAUUUUGAGUUGCACCCCCUUUUCUGACAGCAAUGGAGGAGUAUGCACGUGAUCCAUGUCCUUGGAGAAUAGUGGAUGAUUGUGGUGGUGCCUUUUCUAUGGGUGCCAUAGGAGGGUCUGUAUUUCAUGGAAUCAAAGGAUUUAGGAAUGCACCCAGUGGACAUUACAGACGACUAAUUGGCAGUUUUGUUUCCAUCAAACAGAGAGCUCCUGUUACUGGCGGUAAUUUUGCAGUUUGGGGAGGCCUGUUUUCAGCUAUUGAUUGCUCUUUAGUUUACAUUCGAAAAAAAGAAGACCCUUGGAAUUCAAUCACAAGUGGUGCACUGACAGGAGCCGUGCUCUCUAUCCGAAAUGGUGCUGGUGCAAUGGUUGGUUCAGCAAUAAUUGGUGGUGUACUACUUGCAUUAAUUGAAGGUGUAGGCAUAUUAAUUACUCGGUUUUCUGCAGAACAGUUCAAUCCCGCAAACAGAAGUAUGAUAGAAGAUCCAUCGCAGUUACCACCAAAGCCAAUUUUUGGAAAUUCAUACCAAUAGCUACCUCUAAACAUUCUAGCAACUAGUGUAUUCCACCUAACAAGUACCAAACUGAACAAUUUUGAACAGUACCACAAAAAUACAACAAAAAACUACAGCAUUCUAGCAACCAAGUAUUUCCACUUUGCUGUUGUUAUAAACUCACUUGGACUCUGCUGCUGUCUAAACUUUCUGCUGGGGUCUUUGAGUAUUUGUGCUAGUGUGCUGCUGAUCCAGGGCAGAAAUUACAAGCAUCUACCUUUGUCAAUUUGAAAUUCUUCAUUAACAGUUUCUUAUAAAUCUGAAAUUCUUUGAUUUUUCUUUGACUUAUUCUAGAAAACAAACAUACAAAGGAUAUAUCUAUAUAUAUAUUCAUUGAAGAACUGCCCCUUUUCUUUUUUAUAAACAUAGUUGCAAAUGUAGAGAUGUAUUUACAAAAAGAUAUUUCUCUCUGAUAAUUAUAUUUUUUUGCAGCUGACCUAUUUAAGGAAGUGUAUUUGGAUAUUUUAACUACACUGGAAUAUUUAAGUAGGUGUUUGUAUAUAAAAAUGUGACUGUGUGUAUAACAACAAUGUGUUUAAUUCUUUAAUUCUAAAUUUGCUUAAAGACGAAGUUACGCAUUUGCAUCAUAAUAUCUAACUAAAUUAUAUUUCAGUAUCUUAUACAUUAGAGCAGUGGUUCCUAAACAUCUUUGUUUUUUCUUUUUGAUUAUGGCACACUUUGCAGCAAAUAAAAAUAUUUUCGUACA